Capsicum annuum is the source of this 3534-nucleotide messenger RNA. RefSeq names its product protein ANTI-SILENCING 1. The transcript is spliced from 15 exons. The record is from RefSeq and is a predicted model, not a curated record. Bases 1508 to 3163 code for a protein of 551 amino acids. Gene Ontology annotation, molecular function: chromatin binding; RNA binding. NCBI's taxonomy places the organism in Eukaryota, Viridiplantae, Streptophyta, Magnoliopsida, Solanales, Solanaceae.
UAGCGUUUGGAUCGUUGGUUUCUGAUCAUAACUGUGUAUGAAUGUUUACAUUGUGUGUCACUGUAUCGUUCUACAACUCCAAAUGACUGGAAAUUUUUAUUGUACUAUAUGGGGCUUUUUCGGUUGUGUGUUUAGAUGUUCUUCCUUUGAUUGCAUUGUCUAUCUCUUUUUUCUAUUUGUUGGAUUGCAAGUAUUUUUGCAUUUUCGGCUCUGCCUUCCCUAGACUCCACUUUAUGUUGUUGCCUUUUCGGUCUCUGGUUGCAUUAGGUGUAUAUUCGUGGUUUCUAUAGUUUCAGUUUUUGUUUCUACUGUGACUUUAUUGAUCAUCAGUGUAUUUGGGUGAAUUGUUAAGUCCACUAUGCUUGUUCUCUAGAAAUUUGUAUGAUUUUUAUUUUGAUUUUGAAAUGAAAACAGUCUGCAAGGCUUUUAUCAUCUUCUCUUUGAUUGUAAACUUUGCUAUUGCCACUAUACUGUAGGCUUCCCUUGAUUGCAAAGUCCACUAUGCUUCUUCUCUAUUGAAAUUGUCUUUCAUUUUGGGUACUUUGACCAAAAUCAACGGAGAAAUUUGGAGGAAGAAAUAUUGAGAAUUUUGUAAUCAAAACAAAAGAUAAGGUGAAAUUAAAGAAAAUGGAAUGCCUUGCGUUUAAAAGUUUCUAUAUUGGUCCUUUUCCUUAUAUCUCCUUGUGGAAUUCUUCACUUGAUCAAUAUUUUCUCCUCGAAAUACCUUUAAGUUUUCCUCUCAUAAUUUGAAUCCAUGCAUUGGUAUUGUACCUGGAUUCAUACCCCUGAUUUUAAAAUUUAGAUCAUGAAGGAUCCAACCUCUAGAUCUCUACCUGUAUGUGCUACCCACACUCUAGUGUGAGCAGCUUAGCUUUGACCACAUUUAAAUCAGUGUUAUCAACAGCGCAAAAAAGCUUUAACGUCCUUUGGGGCUUUAAGUGCAAAGCGCAAAUAAAGUGUCCGCUUUAAUGGAAUAAAAAUCCAAAUGAAGAAAAAAAUACAAAUAUAUAUGUUUAGUCCUAGACUAAUACUUAUAAGCAUGAACACAAAUAUAUGGACGAAGAUUUUUUUUUUUUUAACAACAAAAUAAGGCAUGAAUUGUUUAGUGUCACCUCUUUAGAAAAAGCUCAUUCGCAAGGAAAAGUUUGUCUUAGAUUCUUGAUAACAGCACCGACGCGCACAAUAAGCGUGCACAGUAAGUGAGGCAAAGUGCCCAACAUGAUUUGAGCCUCGCUUUGAGGCUUAAGCAUGCUUUAAGCUCACCUCUGACAAUACUAAUUUAAACAAUGUAAUCUCAGCGAAAUCACAUUGUAUGAGCUUGCAUAAAUUUGCAUAGUUCAUGUGUAUCUUUUUUGUUUAAAUAUUUAUUUUGAAAAACAGGCGAUACUUGUAAUCAUUCUACAACCAUGUAAAUCUAGUAAUCCUUCUUUUAAGACAGGUAAAGUACUAAGUUAGGUAUCAGAGCAUUACAAUGAUCUGAACCUUUCUUCAAGAGAAAUAGAAGGAAAUGGUUCCAUCUAUACAAGAUUCCGGUCCAAUCUUUGAAAGAUUAACAUCGCAUUGCGAUAAGUAUCAAAUGUUCUCCCUUCAAGAAGCAGAGGAAGAAGAUAGUCCUGAAUUUAGUUGGGGUGCCAAGAAGGGAAGGGGUGCCACGAACAAGGACAUCCAAUUUUACAAGUCAUUCACUUAUAAAGGGGUUGAGUUCAACUUAUAUGAUUGUGUUUACAUGUGUCGUCGUGAUGAACCGGAGCCAGACAUUGGUAAGAUCGUCAAGAUGUGGGAAUCGGAAACACGGAAAAGGAUAGUCAAGGUGGUAUGGUUUUUCCGUCCCGCGGAGGUCACUCAUUGGUUGAAUAAUAUUAAGGUGCUUAACAAUGAGUUACUCUUGGCUUCAGGAGAAGGCAUAGGGCUUUCAAAUAUUAAUCCAGUGGAAGCCAUCACCGGUAAAUGCAAUGUUGUCUGCAUAUCAACUGAUAGGAGAAACCCUCAGCCAGAAGACGAAGAUCUGGCAACAUCUGAGUUUCUCUUUUAUCGCACCUUUGAUGUCAGAACUCGCGAGAUAUCUGACGAAUUUCCAAAUUCAAUAGCGCAAAUUGAAGUGGAGCACUUCUUUAAUAAGGUGAUAGGUCGAAAGCAGCCUCCUCAUUAUGGCGGAAAAGGAAGGCUUGAAAAGUCACAUUCAUCACUUUCAUUUGGAGGAGAAACAACUAAAACAAUGCUGAAAGAUGGACAGCCAGGAAGAAACACUCAGUCGAUGUUGCCACCUGUGGCUCUGGGCAAGCAAACUAAAUCCUCCACAAAAGGUGUUGCUAUGGCAAGAACGAACCAGUGCAGUACCAUUUCAAAGUGUCAGGUGACAGAAGUUGUAGGAAAAGGUGGACAAGGCAAUAUUUCUGCGAUGGACAAGACUGUUGCCAGAACUGAAGUAAAACAUUCAUAUUGUACCUCGUCUAGCAGCUUAUCUGAUUCUCAUGCUUUGAAGAAGAGAAAACUUCAAGACUUAUUAGGUACUACACCAUUUGACCAACAUGAGGUCAGGAAAUCCACGAGUCAGGUCAUUGAAGUAACACCAAGGGUGAAAGAGGGUGCUAGCACAUGGUUCAGGGAACAGCCAUGGAAUGAAAAACUCCUAUUAGCUCAAGAGGGAGAAACACUUGUGUUACUUGAGAAUCUUGAUCCUUCAUAUGCAUCAGCAGAAGUGGAGGAUAUUGUUUGGCAUGCCUUGGGGCAAAAGGUUAGUGCAAAAAUGGUGCAACAUAACACCUUCUCCAAUCCCCUAAAUGGAAAAGCAUUUGUUAUCUUCAAAUCAAGUGAGGCUGCAGAGACCGCCAUUUCUGAGUUGAAAAGGAGGUGCCUUAUGUUAGGUGAUGGGAGGCCAGUUGUUGCUCGGAGGGGAACUAUACAGGAGCCAAUGGAAAGUAGAGACUUUCCUGGCCAUCUGUCCAUUGGAAAACUCAAAUUUCAAAAGCUAGAAGAAAUGAGAAAAGCAGUAUCUACAUCACACUACUCCCAGAUGAACACAGUCGAACAUGGGUUGGCCGUUGAAUGGCGUGUACUACAGGAAAAGUCCAGCCUGUGGUGGAAAGCUUUACAUCAGCAACAAGCAGCAGAAAUUGAACAUCUUCGUAGCAAGUUGAAGAAUCCUAUUCAGAACUCUGUGUAGGAUCUAACCGUACUCGUUUUGUUCGUUUUCUUGUGGCCAAGAGGCAUACAGAGGUAUGGACCCUUUCUGCAUAUGGGGUUGCACCUAAGCACAUAGUAGUACAGAGAUUUUGCUUUCGUUUGAUGAUAUAGAAUGCAACAUUUUGUGCAGCACUAUAAUGCACCAUUUGUGGUUCACUGUAUCGCUGUGAAUUACAAAGAGGUAGGCAGUUAGCUAUAAGAUUAGUCGUAGCCCUUUUGAGGAACACCCUUGAUUCAUGGUCAUCAUUAAAUCCGUUAAAAUUUAUCAAAUUUUGUUUUAGUGGACCUAAAGUGUAAGUGCUUUGUAAACUUUGAUGGACUAUUUUAUGUUUUGAGGGAUUGUUUUGAUCA